UAUUCUUAAACCUUCUGGAGAUCUUAUUUUUUCACCAUACAUACUUUGUCUGUUUAUUGUUUUGCAAAGGCAUGUUAGUCAGUCUUUUAAAGAAGCUGAAAUAUGCAUAUGGGUUGCUGCGACCAUGAUGUUAACAUGCACAGCAUUGGACUGGAGAUAUAACUGGAUUAAGUCGCCCCAUUGCGCCACGCAACUUUUCUCCAUCGGUAACUUUCACCUUGCGCGGCCAUGAGUGCGGAAAAGCCAAACUUUCUGUCUCAACCCGAAGUGAAAAACAUUUAUUUCUAUCGCAAUGGAGAUCCGUAUUACGAGCCCAGGCGUUUAGUGGUCAACGCGAAACGGGUGUCGACCUUCGAUACGCUACUGCGGGAGGUGACGGGUGGCGUGCGCGCUCCGUUUGGAGCGGUGCGGAACAUCUACACGCCCAAAGCAGGACACAGAGUAGACUCACUGGAGCACCUGAGGAGCGGAGAGCAGUAUGUGGCUGCUGGACGAGAAAAGUUCAAGAAAAUUGAUUAUUUACAGAUAGGAAACAGGAAGAAAAGAACUCCUCAGUCAAAUGGACUGAUGAAACCUAUACCCCAGAGUCGCAUGAUAGUAUCUGCCAGGUUCCUCAAACCCAUCAAAGAGCCCUGUGCAAUAUUUGUUGUCGCUAAUGGAGACGUCCUGAAUCCUGUGGUGAGGUUAUUGAUACCCAGUCGUGUGAUUGGCCAGUUCGAACGUACUUUAGAGAUGAUCACAGAGAAAAUAGGCCUGCGGAUUGUGGGGGGUGUGAGGAGUUUGUACACCUUUGAAGGAACUCUCAUUACAGAUGGGAAGGAGUUGGAAAAUGGACAGUUUUAUGUUGCUGUUGGCAGAGACAAAUUUAAAAAGCUUCCAUACAGUGACCUCCUGUUCAGUAAACCUAUAGGCAUGAAGAGAGUUAAUGGGUCAAAAGCAGCAUCACUACCGCCAAUAUGCAAAUACAGACGACAAAAUGGAGAUGUGGGGAACCAUGUCAGUAAGUCAGUGGUGGGUGGUAGUGAAUAUGGACAGGACAAAAGCAGCCCUCCGUCGCACAGCUCUAAAGAACAUCUGUCAUCUCUUGUCAGAGAGAUCUCUCAGGCCAAACUUAUGAACAUUCGAAAGAAGAGAAGUGGUCUCAUGGCAUCCCAUGAUAUUCUAGAUGACGAUGAUGGAGAGGACAAAAGUGCAGAGGAUGACAAGUUUUCACCAGAGGUAGGAGAAGUCAGUCCAGACCCUAAUCAAGAGAAAAAUUCUCAAGAACAAGCUAAUAUAGACGACUCAUCUAAAACAGAAGAACAAAACCAAACCACAGAAGCAAAGAACCAAACCACAGUAGAAAAGAACCAAACCACAGAAGAACAGGACCAAACCACAGAAAAACAGGACCAAACCACAGAAGAAAAGGAAGAACAGGACCAAACUACAGAAGAGCAGGACCAAACCACAGAAAAACAGGACCAAACCACAGAAGAAAAGGAAGAAAAGGACCAAACUACAGAAGAACAGGACCAAACCACAGAAGAACAGAAGCAGACCAUGGAAGAACAUAACCAAACCACUGAAGAACAGAACCAAACUACACAAGAACAGAGGGAAACUACAGAAGAACAGGACCAAACCACAAAAGAACAGAACCAACCCAGAGAAGAACAGGACCAAAUCACAAAAGACCAGGACCAAGCCAGAGAAGAACAGGACCAAACCACAUGUAAUGGAGAAGAAGAGCAGAAUCAAGAGGAUGUGAAUGCAGAAGAUGAGAACAAAGAAACGGAAGAUUCAGAGAAGUAUGAGUUUGAUGGAGAGAUCAAAGAGGAGGAAGAGACAUCAGAUCCAGAGGCAAAGGAUGUCAAUAAAGAGAAGUGCGAGGCAGACGAAGAAGAGAGGCAGAAUGAAGAGCAGCAGCUGAAAGGAGAAGAGGAAACAAAUGAUGAAAAACCAGAGAACGAGAAAGAGCAGACAGAAGAAAGUCCAGAUCAGAGUGAAUCACAAACCAAUGCUGAAUGAGAGUACAAGAAAAAAACAUAAAAGAGCAAUUCACCCCGAAAGUACUGUUGUCAUUAUUUAGUUACCAUCAUGGUGCUCUAAACCGAUGUGACUGAUUUUUUUUGUGGUACACAAAAUGAUCCGAAGACUUUAAAUAUGUUGCACACGUCAAGAGAACAACUUUUGAGUUUCAUGUUUAUUAAUAGUGCCUUGUCAGCCCUUAGUCACACUUAAUGUCUCGUUGUGUGUUCCAUGGCAGAAAUAGUUAUAUCAGAUAUAGUCAUAUCAAAACACCAUGUAGGAUAAGUAAUUGAUAAUAGUAUUUUCAUUUUGAUGUAAACUAUUCCUGUAGAACUGCAGAUUAAUUGCAUUGAUUACAAUUUAUUUAAUUGAGAUUAUAAUAACGUGAACAAAUGUAAUAGCAUACCAAAAUCUAGCCUGGUAGGAUAUAUGGAACUAUGUAUUCUCUAUAGUCUAUUUUAUAAAUUAAUACAACAAACUUAGCUGUAAUGCUAAUAUAUCUGCUUAAGCCAUUAGAAGUAUCUGAUAAAGAUGUUCAUUGUAGAUUAUUUUGUCAGUGUAUGCAAAAUGUAUAGAUUUAUAUAUUUUUCGCUAAUGUCUACUCUACUAUUAUAUGAAAGAUUUUAGUUUUAGUUUUUAUCAUAUUUACAUUUUAACAGAUUUAACUGACUAAUGACAUCAGUGGUGAAUGAUAAGCUAUCGGUCUGUCUACCCAACACUGUUUCGAACUGUAAUCUAUUAAUUCGUGUUCGUGACACGAAUUUGCCCCUUUUUCCGUGUCAGUCAGCACAACCUUUUUUUCCGUGUCACCAUGCAUGACUUUCAGUCUAACAUAUUGUAUGCGGUAUCUCUCUAUGUAUAACUAUAAUACAACACAAUCCAAACUUAUUUUACAAGGUGGCUCAUUCGGAUCUCAUUUGUAUGUGAUGUAAUGUUCAGGGGAGGAGUUAGGGAAGCCAUUUUUCGUUGCUUUGCCACCUCGUGAAACCCGCGUUCUUAGCUAAAUCAGCCUUUGAAGCUGUGAUUUUAGGGUUUGGGGUGAGGUAAGUGUUGGUUUAAACACUUUAAACACCUAAAAUAUAUACAACUUCUUUUAAUUUCAAGGUAUAAAUAUAUAAAUGUAAAUACACAUGCGGUCUGUGUAAUACAAGUCGUGCUGAGUGACACCAAAAUAUAUUGUGCUCAGUGAUACAACAAAAUGUCGUGCCUAUGCCACGAACUGCCUUGAGACGGGGUCGGUCCGUCUGCAUACAUAUCUUAUUUAUUAAGUGUACUUCUGCACUGACUUUGCGUGCAAUUCUAAACAAGACAUUUUAACAUUUAAAUAGUUUAAGUUAAGAGCUUUCAAAAGUUAUGGAAGCAUUAAAUGAGCAUUAUUCAUAUGAUGUACAAAAACAGACACUUAAAUUAUUAUAUAAUAAGUGCCAUGCUUAAAGGCAAAAGUAAAAUAAUUUUUGUAAUAUACGCAACCUCAUGACUUCAAACACAGAAGUUUAGCAGAAUGUUUCAGCUGCUCCUUAAGGGAAAGCACAGUAAUGUUUCAUGUUGGGUGUGAAUGUCCAGAACGGCUAAUUCUCAGCCAAAGUUGGUGUAUGGAUUUGGAAUAAAGAUUGAGCCAUAAGUGGUGCUUAUUGUCCUGUUUGAAGCUUAAAACUCUGGUAUAACAAGUUGUAUGACAAAU
This is a messenger RNA of Triplophysa dalaica, 3691 nucleotides long. RefSeq names its product doublecortin domain-containing protein 2-like. Gene Ontology annotation, cellular component: axoneme; microtubule organizing center; kinocilium. Gene Ontology annotation, biological process: neuron migration; dendrite morphogenesis; regulation of cilium assembly. Bases 229 to 2010 code for a protein of 593 amino acids. The transcript has 9 exons. The record is from RefSeq and is a predicted model, not a curated record. NCBI's taxonomy places the organism in Eukaryota, Metazoa, Chordata, Actinopteri, Cypriniformes, Nemacheilidae.